Molecule: messenger RNA, 1774 nt
Organism: Gekko japonicus
Lineage: Eukaryota; Metazoa; Chordata; Lepidosauria; Squamata; Gekkonidae
Gene: LACC1
Product: laccase (multicopper oxidoreductase) domain containing 1
Exons: 5
Coding region: 124-1446 (440 amino acids)
Molecular function (GO): copper ion binding
Source: RefSeq, a predicted model, not a curated record
AUACUUUUAGCAUACCUGACAUGGCAAAAAAUUGAAAUGCAUAUGGUAUUUAGAGGACGUAUUCUUGUUCUUUCCUUUUUCCCCACGUAAAGGCUACUUGGGCAUCUUCACACCUCUUAGGACAUGGCGAGGGCAGUAUUGAUAGACCUGAAGAGUGAAGGCACAGCCCCCUGGAAGGGCGGGGCCCCAGAAUCUGUGGCCAGGAUCCUAGAAGUGGUUCGGAAGGCCAGCAGCAGCCAGGAUCCGUGGGUUUGCGUCAUGUGGUGCCAAAGCCUCCCCAGCAAAAGGAACGGAGAAGAGGUGUUGCACGCAGCAGUGCAAGGCCUCCACUGCCCAGAGCGCAGCCUUGAGGUCGUGUGCGCACGCAGUACCGUUGCUGCCUUGUACGCCGUCAAACAGAAGCUUGACGAAAAAGACAUCAGCCAGGUUCAGGUGCUCUCGCCACCGCGACGAAAAGCCUUCAUGAGAGCAUUUGUUGAUCAGCUCUUCACUGGCAUUUAUCAGUUUGAGUUUGAUGACUUGCAAGUGGAUUUGGAAGCCAGCGACCUCGAGCAGCCGCCAGGAUCUCUGAGUGAAGUUCUGCCACCGCUUACGGGCCAAGAUGUGGGAAGGAUCCAAAGGGAGAUCAAAAUGUACCUGGAAAGUCUUCCUGCUCUGAAGGGGGAACUAAGGAUUCUCAGAUCUGUGCUGAUUCCAGAUCAUCUCUUCCUGCACGGGUUCACAACAAGGACAGGGGGCAUCUCAUAUAUCCCAACGCUGAGCUCCCUCAAUCUCUUCAGUAGUUCCAAGAGGCGUGACCCACCAGUUGUGGUUCAGGAGAACCUUCGAAGGCUUGCUGUUGCUGCUGGAUUCGACCCACAGGCGUAUCAUAGUAUUAAGGUCAACCAUGCCAGCGACGUUUGGGUCAUGGGAAAGGCCCAGCCGGAGAGCUACGACGGGAUCGUAACGGACCAGGCAGGGGUGGCCAUAGCAGCUCCUGGAGCUGACUGCAUCCCCUUGCUCUUUGCAGAUCCCGUCAGAAAAGCCUGCGGUGCUGCUCAUUCAGGCUGGCAAGGCACGUUGCUGGGGGUGUCCAUGGCGACGGUCGGCGCCAUGGUGGCUGAAUAUGGCUGUCGUGUGGAAGACAUACGCGUCGUCUUGGGGCCGUCAGUUGGACCUUGUUGCUUUACGCUACCACAAGAAUCAGCAAAGCAGUUUCAUAGGACUGAUCCAAAAUGUGUAAGGCAUUUGGAGUCCGCAAAACCCUCUGUUGACAUUAGAAGAGCAACACGAGUUCUUCUGGAAGCUGGAGGAAUUCUGCCUCAGAACAUUCAAGACGAUUCUGUGAUGGACCCACUCCAAAACCUCACACUCUGUACGUCCUGCCACCCUGAUCAGUUCUACUCUCACGUACGCGAUGGUGAAAACUUUGGGACGCAGAUAGGCUUCAUAGCCAUUAGAGACUGACCUUUCUGCAUAGCCUGGCAUGUUAAUCUGCAGGGACGGUGGUGGCUGAUGGGUCUUUCCCCGUGUGCAGUUCUUCUGAUGAGUGCCCCUAGGUCCCCGUAAAAAUCUUACGGCAUAUAACUGUCUCAGGAAACCGCAGUUCCCCUGGCUGCAGAAAGGCCCCCUAACUGGAAGCAGUAAUGGACCGCCCACCACACAGCUCUAGGAGUGAUCCGGGGCUUCGACAUGUCCUGCGACCUUCUCAGCAAGUGACAAAGGCCAGUUCUGUGAAGAACGUGAAUGUGUGCAGAGUCAGUGUGGUGUCGUGGUUAAGAGUGUCAGACUAGAA